UAGCAUGGCCCGGGAAGAGGAGAAAGACGACACAAUUUACUUCCAAACUGUUCAUCUUUGGUACAAUUAGGGCCCAUGAAAGGAAUAUUAAAAAGAAAAGCACUUUAUUUUAUGUACAUCACCUCCUAUUUCCCUUUUCUUACACCAACAUACCUCUCUAUGCACUACGAGGCACAGAUCAUCCACCUCCUUCUCCUCCUCCACCACCACCUCCACCUCCUCUACCACCACCGCUGCAACGUCACUUCUCGAUGCAUUCUAACACUUUCAAAAAGUCACCAACCAAUAAAAAUUACACCAAGGAGCAAAAUAAGAGCAGCAUUGCCGGAAAACACCCGACAUACCGGGGUGUUCGCCUCCGGGAAUGGGGAAAAUGGGUAUCGGAGAUUCGCCAACCGAGGAAAAAGUCCAGAAUAUGGCUUGGAACGUAUCCGAGAGCUGAAAUGGCAGCUCGAGCGCACGAUGUGGCAUCACUUGCAAUUAAAGGCCACUCAGCAACUCUCAAUUUCCCCCAAUUGGCCCACAAGCUUCCCUGCCCUGCCACCGCCGCCCCUAAAGACAUCCAAGCCGCAGCUGCCUUAGCAGCCACUUCUGAAUUCGAUGAACCGGGCUUGGAUGACGUGGUAAUGACAAUGCCUGAUCAUAAUCAUCAAUCCAAUGAAAUUACCACUACUACUACUACUACAAGUUCAUCAUGUGAAACUCAAGAAGAGGAAUUGUUGGGUAGAUUGCCGGAAAGUGAAAGCAAUGAUGCAUUGUUUGAUCUUCCUGAUCUGUUACCGGAUUGUGUGGAUCGUGGACACGAGUUCUGUCACGCUUCGUGGUUGCAGAUGCCCCAGGUUGAUAUUGGUUUUGAACUUGAUGAGGAGGUGCCAUUUUUAUGGGAUUAUAACUAGAAGAUGAGCUUUUAUAUAUACAUAGAUUUUUUAUUAUGACAUAUAUAUGUAACUAUCUAUUUACAUAUAUAUCUUGAUUUCUUUCUAGUGCAUUUGGUGACCAUAUGUGUCUAUAUAUGUUUUUGAUGUUUAGCUCCAUUUCGUCAUACCAAUAUUAGUAAAUUUCAUAUGCAUGGUUUUUGAGGAAAGAUUAAGUCUUUCAACUGAUCUAGAAGGUGACAGAGGGACCAUAAACUAUGCAUAGUAAGUUCAUAGGAAAACACUAAUUGCACAUAAAUAAAUUCAUUAUAUGUGUAAAAUGUAGUGAACCUCUCACAAAAAGAUUAGACCUACGCAAUAUGAGACCAUGCUAAAUCCUAAAUAACCAUCUAGUGAGAGGUUAUGUGCAAGUAGUGCUGCUCAAGUUCAUAAAAGUCUACUCUUCAGUCGUGUCAUGGAAUGAACCGUGAAACCGUGUUGUUUAGAUCU
Molecule: messenger RNA, 1364 nt
Organism: Camellia sinensis
Lineage: Eukaryota; Viridiplantae; Streptophyta; Magnoliopsida; Ericales; Theaceae
Product: ethylene-responsive transcription factor ERF035
Biological process (GO): regulation of DNA-templated transcription
Molecular function (GO): DNA binding; DNA-binding transcription factor activity
Source: RefSeq, a predicted model, not a curated record